AUGGCCGACACGCAGGACCUGCGCUCAGCCCUGGUCCUCUAUGGCUCCGAAACAGGAAACGCCCAGGAUGUCGCCCAAGAGAUGGGAAGGCUCGCUGAGCGCCUGCGCUUCGACACAGAAGUCGCAGAAUUGAAUGCAGUCAGCCUAAAGCAACUGCUGCACCACCACCUCGUUCUCAUCUCGAUAUCCACCACGGGCCAGGGCGACCUGCCGCCGAACAGCCAGCUCUUCUGGAAGGCGCUGCGUAGUGCUCGACUCCGGCCUGGAUGCUUGCAGCGAAUGAGGUUUGCUUCAUUUGGACUCGGUGACACCUCGUAUCCCAAAUACAACUGGGCGCAUCGUAAACUCUACAACCGCCUUGUCCAGCUUGGAGCACAGCCAAUAUGUGACCGUGGCGAGUCUGAUGAGCAGCAUCCAGAAGGCAUUGACGGCUCAUUCCUCCCAUGGACUACAACCUUGCGCCAUCGACUUCUCGAAGAGUAUCCUCUGCCUGAGGGGACAGAUCCGAUACCGGACAACGUUCUGCUAGACCCUAAAUGGCUUCUGGACUAUGCAGAUAAGAACGACGCAGCAACUGCAGAUGACCAUGCAGUACCACAGACCAACGGCGAUACAGUAGACGUCCCAUCUGGUGACUUGCUUGACGUUCCUGGCGGCCACACAGCCAACAUCACAUCGAACGAGAGAGUGACACCUACAACGCACUGGCAAGAUGUGCGCCACCUCACGCUAGACAUUGAAGGCUCACAUGCCUAUGUUCCUGGGGAUGUCUUGACAAUAUAUCCAAAAAACUUCCCUUCUGACGUAGACCAAUUCCUUGCCAUCAUGGACUGGACACCAAUUGCUGACAGGCGCAUCCACUUUACGCCGUCCUCCCCAGCCGUGGCUCCGACCGCCCGCCUUCCGAUACCCACCUUCUCUUCCACCAGCACAACAACCCUCCGACAACUUCUCACAAACAACCUUGACAUUCUCUCGAUCCCACGACGCUCCUUCUUCGCCCAACUCGCCCACUACACCAAUGAUGAAUUCCAUAAAGCACGGCUGCUCGAGUUCACAGACCCAGAGUAUAUCGAUGAGCUGUACGACUACACGACACGCCCACGUCGCAGCAUACUGGAAGUGCUGCAAGAAUUCGAGAGUGUAAAAAUACCUUGGCAGAGGGUGUGUAGCAUCAUCCCCACCCUACGUGGAAGACAAUUCAGUAUCGCAAGCGCGAUGACCGAGAUUCCUGCCACUGAAAGCGGCGACGGGAAGAGCACAAGAGUCGAGUUGCUUAUCGCUAUUGUCAAGUAUAAGACAGUCAUCAAGAGGAUCAGACAAGGUGUAGCUACGCGGUACAUCGCCAGCUUCAGACCAAGCCAAAAGAUCACUGUCUCGUUGUCACGUGGUGGUCUCGGCGUCACGCAAAAAGAGCUGGAAAGGCCGGUUGUUAUGGUUGGACCCGGAACAGGUGUAGCACCUAUGCGUGCCCUGAUACAGCAAAGGAUGCGAUGGCGCAAAGACACCAUAUCGUCUCACGACACUGCAAUAAAGGACCUACUCUUCUUUGGAUGCCGGAAUGCCGAAUCAGACUACUUCUUCAAAGACGAGUGGAAAGACCUUGUGGAGAAGAAUGCGCCUCUUGAGGUUUUUACUGCAUUCUCGCGCGACCAGCGGCAGAAAGUCUACGUCCAAGACCUCGUCCGCCAACAAAGCGCCCUCGUGUAUGACGCUCUCGCCAACAUGAACGGCAUCAUAUUCAUCUGCGGCUCUUCGGGUAGAAUGCCGCAAGCGGUGCGCGAGGCGCUGAUUGAAGGGUUUCAGGAGCAUGGAGCGAUGAAGAGGGACGAUGCAGAGGCGUAUUUGGCGGGACUGGAGAAGGGAGGGAGGUACAGACAGGAGACAUGGUAG
Messenger RNA from Ascochyta rabiei, 1893 nucleotides. RefSeq names its product NAPDH-dependent diflavin reductase. NCBI's taxonomy places the organism in Eukaryota, Fungi, Ascomycota, Dothideomycetes, Pleosporales, Didymellaceae. The coding region runs from base 1 to 1893 and encodes 630 amino acids. Gene Ontology annotation, cellular component: cytosol. The transcript is spliced from 4 exons. The record is from RefSeq and is a predicted model, not a curated record. Gene Ontology annotation, molecular function: NADPH-hemoprotein reductase activity; flavin adenine dinucleotide binding; FMN binding.